UAAAAAAAAAAAAAGGUAACAUCCCGUUUAUGCUAAUGAGUUUCAAAACGAGGUUAUAUUUACAUGCAAAUGGCGGUGUUCCUUCUCAACAACUGUAAAUUUCAGGGUUGUGGACGUGCCUUUUCAUCUUUAGCUGAUCUAAUUCAUCACAUCGAGGACUCUCAUAUUGAUGCAGAUCCAAAGCUUCUUGAAAAGCAAGAAGGACAACAACCACCAUCUCUAGCACUAAGUUAUAUUCUAAAGCAUUUUGCAAAAGGUGUACCAAUAAGAAAGGAGUCUGACCACAAGAAAAAAGCAAAGACAAGAGUUCCUUCUCCUCCGUCUAUACGCAGCUCAACACCAACAAGUAGUGACCUAGGAGAUGACGACGAUAUUUGCAGUGAGGAUGAGGACAGUGAUGACUCAUACACAACACAGGAAGAGUUUACCACCGAGUUGAUACUCGGUAUGAUGCAGAACUUGAAGGAUGGAGACGUAGACAAACCAUUUGCUUGUCCGGUACCUGGCUGUAAGAAAAGGUACAAGAAUGUGAAUGGGAUGAAGUACCAUGCCAGGCAUGGUCAUCGGAAAGAUUCUAGCUUGUUCUGCAGAGUGAAAAAAGCUUUUAAAUGUAAAUGCGGGAAGAGUUAUAGGACUGCCCAGAAACUGCGUGCACACAUGAUUAUAAAACACUCGACAACAGAUUUGCUCAAACAGACUACACCGGUCAGUCUCUCCACAACACCGAUCAGUAUCUCAACUACACCGGUCAGUCUCUCCACAACAGUGACACCAAGUUCUCAGCAGGUUUCCUCUCCAAUCAUGACAAAUACCAUUUUCUCCGUCCCACAUUCGGUUGCUCAGUCAGCUCUUGCCAGUGGUACAUUGACCCAGACCAGCCUCAAUCUGGUACCAGUCACCGUGACAACAACAAAACAGGGGCAGAUCACUCUAGCAAGCACGGGAGCAACACUGCAGCUGAUUGGCUGUCCACAGACAGAAAUGAUGACAUCAGUGGAUAUGAAAUCAGAAUAAUGAGGCAGGAAGUUGGGUUAGACAUUGGUUAUUUUCUCAAUCAUAUUGCAGAAAGUAACAAAAUGUGAAGUUGGGUGCUAUUGCACAAGUAAGCUGAUUUGUAUGUAUUUUUGUUUUUUUGCUUUGGAUACAGGGUUAGACACGUCUGCUGCGGUAGUGUCGGACAUAUUUUUGUGGAAAAUAUGCAUGCAUAUUUUGCAAGAUAAAUUUUCUCAUCUGAUUACAGAGUUACAAGUUUAUUACUCUAAAUGAAUCUGAUACACAGGUUUAUGUCCAUUUUUUGACAUCAGACUGAAUAUUCUCGGAAUGCUUACUGCUUUUUAGCUUGGAACAGAAAAGAAAGCCUUGUCAGUAUCGGCCUAAGUCAGUUAUUAAGCAUUGUUCAGAGUGUAUACAUUCACAGAUUUUUAUGAAGUACUUUUUAUCUUUACACACGUGAGGCCAAAUCUUUUAAUAAUUUGUUUAUGAAGUGUAAAAAAAACUUAAAAUCAGGACAUUUUGCUUAACAGUUGCAACGAAAAAUGGUUCAGUAAAGCAUUAGUUAGUGUGCCUUUAACUAUUGUCUUAUUUGUUGUAAAUGACUUACUGGAUAAAGCUAACUUAAGAUAAUAAGUAUGUUUUCUGAUAUAUCUGCUGUAAAAUCUUUUAAUCUCUUUGGUUAUUUCUUAGUCUCUUUUGUGGGGAUUUGAAUUUCAUGGAUUACAGCUUUUGAACAUUAAAUGUAUGGGAAUUUUUCUUGUUAGUUGGAUUAACAUUUCAAGGAUAGACUCAACCAUGAAAUUCACAAAAAAAUUGUCCUCUGCGAAUAUCAGUGAUUUCACAGUAUUGGAAAUAAUGCAGUAAAAUCAGUAAUCUUUAAGAUAAAAAAUUGGAACUUUUUUUUUGUAAUUAGUUUACUCAUAUUAUAUCUCCUUUAAAAUACAGGAGUAUUAAUUUCUCAAAAUUAAUUCUCAUUCCGAGCACUGAAAAUGAAUUUUUUCAUGAUAACUUUACACAUUAAAAAUUUUAUCAACAUAAUUUUACACAGAUGUAAUGCUAAUCAUUAGUUAUGACCAGUUGAAAUGUUCACCAAUAAUAGAAAAGAUGAAACUUUGCGAGUUGAAAUGUUCACGAAUAAGAGAAAAGAUGAAACUUUGCAAGUUGAAAUGUUCACCAAUAAUAGAAAAGAUGAAACUUUGCGAGUUGAAAUGUUCACGAAUAAGAGAAAAGAUGAAACUUUGCAAGUUGAAAUGUUCACCAAUAAUAGAAAAGAUGAAAAUUUGCAAGUUGAAAUGUUCACGUGUAAGAGAAAAGAUGAAACUCUGAUGUUCACGAAUAAUAUAAAAGAUGAAACUUUGCAAGUUGUAAUGUUCACGAAUAAGAGAAAAGGUGAAACUUUGCAAGUUCAAAUGUUCAUGAAUAAUAAUGGAGAUAAAACUUUUGACUUUGCAAGUUGCAGUGUUCACUAAUAAUAGCAAAGAUAAAAAACCACUGUAUAAAUUGUUCUCCAUCUAUGGUAAAUCAUUGAAUGGUGAAUGGAAAUAUUGGAAGUUGGAAAAUGAAGAUUAUAGAGUGUUGUCAUAGAAAUGACUAUAAUAUAAAUAUCAAUGCAUAUAAUAUGUACAUAUAUUUAUUAUUUGUUGUAGUUCCAGAUAUGUUCUGCAUAUACAUGUAUAUAAAUUGUGUAUUGGCUGUGCGUGUAAACUUACAGAAUAUUUAUGUGUAUUCGUUUAAUUUAUUGUCUUUCUUUAUGUUAUAUUUUGUGCCAAAAUGAUAUAAAAUGGAUCAAAAAAUAGUUGAUUGUGAUACCAUUAUAAAAUGUACUGAAUGUGUUCUAUAUUGUCUAGUGCUUUACUGAAGUAAAAUAUUGUGUAUAAUAAAAUCUUGACAUAAUUGUGUUAAAAAUAAGUGCAAUACAAUAUUGUAAACUUAUUGAAUAGAGAGCCUGUCAGAAGUCAAAGCAGUUGCCCUAGGUCGUAUGGACUGAGGGUCAAUAGUUUUGACUAUUGACUGGUAAGCCAUUCAAUAAGUUUUUUAUUACUUGGCAUCAGAAAUUAAUUUUCAAAAGUUAAUUAUCAAAUUGUUGACUUUAUAAGCCAAGCAAACAUGUAUUGAAUAUAGACCGGUCAUAUUGCACAAACUGAGGACUGCUGAUUUAUAUAAGGAGUCGUGUAAUCAGUACCAAUGUACGAUACCUUUGUUGAAAAUAGUCGGACAUGCGUUUUUAUGGGAAAAAAUUUUUAAGUAUAAACAGGCCAAGAUCUAUUUCCAACUGCGUUCAAACUGUACACAUCCAAAGAACGUAACUUUCCUCCUGUGACCGUCGGUCUGUGUUGAAAAUGUUUUUAAUUGCAAAGGUAUUGUACAUGUGUAGAAACAAGAUCAUGACGGUUUGUUCAAAUAUAGGUUAUAAUACUUAACUCUCUUUUUCUCCACCUGUGAAAAAGUGUUAAAGCUUGUAAAUUUUGGAUUUUUUAGUUUAUGAAUAUAAUUUAUUACCGGUAUGGUGUACAGUGCCAGUUUGAUUUUCUUUCAUAAUUGCUGUAGACAGAUGUUAUGUAGCUUUUUCUGCUGUAUUAAAUUUUUAUAGACAUAAAUUUUAUCAUUGUUUAAAAGUUAACCAUACAUUCAUAUUAUAAUUAAGGGAAUGAACAUGUAUCUGAUAACAUUGUAAUUUAGCUAUGUACAAUUGCCCUGAAUGUUUACAUAUUUUCUGCUAAUGUUUUUAAUGGCUGGCCCAUUUAGAAUUUGCAAUAAUUUUUUUUCUCGAUAAUCAUAUUUAAUAUAUUCUAAUAUAUUUUUAUUCUGCAUGGAGAUUCUUGAAGAAAUGAUCUGUGUCCUGUCUUUCAUGUUUUUCUCAAGAUGUUUUUUUUUUUUUUUCAUAUUUUUAUUUCCUACUUGAAGUACAAAACACAACUAGCAAUUGAAAAAUACAUUUGAUGGCUGUAUAAACUUUAGCUGUACUUGUAACAUACCAAACUAGCAACUUUCCAUGUACAAUAAGAAACAUAAAUGUGUGAUCUACAGUACAGUUGAUGUAUGUUAAGUUUGAGGUAAGGAACACGGGAGAUAUCUUUACACAAAGUUUAAUAUUAAGUCUUACACUGUCUACUUUAAUGUAUACUGUAAAAGCACAUAUUUUCGCUGGGUCAAAAUUUCGCGAAUUUGAAAUUUUGAAUAUGUUCGCGAGGUUUAAUAUCCGCGAAAUUGUAAAAAUGGCAUAACACUUGAAUAAGAAUUAUUCUAAUGGUGAAUAUUUAUGCGAGGGUUAAUUUUUGCGAGAUGUAGGGCCUUGCGAAUAUAGCGAAAAUUAAACCCUCGUGAAAAUUUCGGCUUUUACAGUAUAUAACUAUAUCUCUUACGUGUGUAGUAAAAACUGUAUGUGUUAUGUGUAUGUUAAUGAACAUGUAAGGUCAAUCUGCAGUAAUCUUCAGGUAUGUUAGUUCUACUAUAAAGCACAUGUAUGUUAUUCUGCAGUGAAAUACAUGUGUAUUAGGUCUACAUGAUCUCAGUGUGGCGAUUAAAUAUUUUAGAACAGAAUUUUAUUUAACAAAGGUUAGAUAAAAGUCACAAGUUUUUUCUGGCAUACUGUCAGUAAUUCAAAGUCCCUUCCAACAGAUAUAGAUCCCAAAAGAGUCUCUCAGUGAAAUUUUUGAACAUCAGAAACACAUGUAUAUACCUCAUUGUCUGAACACUGUUGUCUUUUUGAUUUGUUCUGUUGUAGUUUCAAAUAGAAUUGAAUCGCUUACAUGAAGUGAAGUUCUCUCUCAGAUUGUGCAAUUUUAAGUUAGUUAUGAUAUAAUUAAUUUUUAUAUAUUAACCUUUGGUUAUUCAUCAUAUCAGAUAAUGGUAAUUCUACAUUAUUACCUUGUUAUUAUUAUUUUGACAUUUUCCAAUUUUUAGCUCACCUGAACACAAGGUGAGCUUUUGUGAUCGCCCUGUGUCCGUCGUCGUCCAUCAUCAGUCGUCCGUCCGUCCGUCGUCAACAAUUUGACUAUUAAUACUCUAGAGGUCACAAUUUUGGCCCAAUCUUAAUGAAACUUGGUCAGAAUGUUACCCUCAAUAAAAUCUUGGACGAGUGCGAUAUUGGAUCAUCUGGGAUCAAAAAAUAGGUCACCCAGUCAAAUCAAAGGAAAAUUUUUGUUAAACUCUAGAGGUCACAAUUUUGGCCCAAUCUUAAUGAAACUUGGUCAGAAUGUUACCUUCAAUAAAAUCUUGGACAAGUUCGAUAUUGGAUCAUCUGGGGUCAGAAACUAGGUCACCAUGUCAAAUCAAAGGAAAAGCUUGUUAACACUGUAGAGGCCACAUUUAUGACUGUAUCUUCAUGAAACUUGGUCAGAAUUUUAAUCAUGAUGAUCUCGAAGUCCAGUUUGAAUCUGGGUCAUGUAGGGUCAAAAACUAGGUCACCAGGUCAAAUCAAAGGAAAAGCUAGUUAACACUCUAGAGGCCACAUUUAUGACCAUAUCUUAGUGAAACUUGGUCAGAAUGUUAAUCUUGAUGAUCUAUAGAUCAAGUUCAAAUCUGGGUCAGGUGGGGUCAAAAACUAGGUCACCGGGUCAAAUCAAAGGAAAAGCUUGUAAACACUCUAGAGGCCACAUUUAUGACUGUAUCUUCAUGAAACUUAGUCAGAAUGUUAAUCUUGAUGAUAUUUAGGUCAGGUUUGAAUCUGGGUCAUGUUGGGUCAAAAACUAGGUCAACGGGUCAAAUCAAAGGAAAAGCUAGUUAACACUUUAGAGGCCACAUUUAUGACCAUAUCUUAAUGAAACUUGGUCAGAAUGUUAAUCUUGAUGAUCUUUAAGUACAUAGGUCAGGUGAGCGAUACAGGGCCUUCAUGGCCCUCUUGUUUAAAUUAAUUUAAUACUGUAUGAGUAGUGUUAUAUGCAGGCUUGCAUUUCUUUCAUGAAGGCACAAAGUUCAGCAAAUAUUGUCUUGUGCAGAGUAAUUCUGAUAAGAAGUAAUGAACAUGUUUUAUUUUCCAUUUAAGCACAACUUGAUUAUUAUUUCUAUUGAACAAAGAAGAGUGAAAUAGUGUGUUAACAUGCAACAAAUUCACUAUUAUUGGGUCACAGUUAUUUUGUCAUUGUGUCAAAUGUCAUAACGAUGUGCUGGAAAAGAAAAAUACACAAAACAGACAAAUAUUUCUAAUAUAUCAUUAAAAUUUUAUACCAUGUUAAAAUUGAAAAAAUCUCAGUAAUUUCCUUUUGAAUAAAAUCAUUGUCAAUUACAUCUGAACUCCAAAUAAUGACUUUGUUCAGUGACAAAUCACUGUUUCGGAUAUAAUAUUUCUCAAAGGCAGAGAGUGUUAGAUGAACAGUUUUACUUUAAUUUGUCAUAAUAUUAUCCCGGCUAUUUUAUAAAAAGUGAAGUUCCCAUUAUUACCCUUUUUCACUGGAAGAGUCUUUUUCUUCUCAUAUGAUGUAAGGUAAUGCAAGUUGUAUGUAACAUGGAACAAUGAGUAUAUAGAGAAUAUAUAAAUAAUUGAUAGCUUGACGGAGAAUGUUUACAUUGAAGCAUAUAGAUAUGGGAUAGCUUGAUAUAGAAUUAUGUACAAGUACUGGUUUCUGUUGUAGAACCAUUGUUAUUGUUAUAUAGUUAAUAAAACACAAAAACCCA
Molecule: messenger RNA, 6606 nt
Organism: Mercenaria mercenaria
Lineage: Eukaryota; Metazoa; Mollusca; Bivalvia; Venerida; Veneridae
Product: juxtaposed with another zinc finger protein 1-like
Exons: 7
Coding region: 64-1014 (316 amino acids)
Cellular component (GO): nucleus
Source: RefSeq, a predicted model, not a curated record